This is a messenger RNA of Dipodomys ordii (Ord's kangaroo rat), 2108 nucleotides long. It is a transcript of the gene Gabra2, whose product is annotated as gamma-aminobutyric acid (GABA) A receptor, alpha 2. Gene Ontology annotation, molecular function: transmitter-gated monoatomic ion channel activity involved in regulation of postsynaptic membrane potential; benzodiazepine receptor activity; inhibitory extracellular ligand-gated monoatomic ion channel activity. The transcript has 9 exons. NCBI's taxonomy places the organism in Eukaryota, Metazoa, Chordata, Mammalia, Rodentia, Heteromyidae. The record is from RefSeq and is a predicted model, not a curated record. Gene Ontology annotation, cellular component: neuron projection; GABA-A receptor complex; dendrite membrane. Bases 1 to 1356 code for a protein of 451 amino acids. Gene Ontology annotation, biological process: synaptic transmission, GABAergic; chloride transport; regulation of postsynaptic membrane potential.
AUGGAGAGGAGAGGAAGCAUCUACAAUAUGCAGUCUCUGCUUCUUGUUUUCUUGGUGUGGGACCCAGCCAGGUUGGUGCUGGCUAACAUCCAAGAAGAUGAGGCUAAAAAUAACAUUACCAUCUUUACAAGAAUUCUAGACAGACUUCUGGAUGGUUACGAUAAUCGGCUUAGACCAGGACUGGGAGACAGUAUUACUGAAGUCUUCACAAACAUCUACGUGACCAGUUUUGGCCCAGUAUCUGACACUGAUAUGGAAUAUACAAUUGAUGUGUUCUUUCGUCAAAAAUGGAAAGAUGAAAGACUAAAAUUUAAAGGCCCUAUGAAUAUCCUUCGACUUAACAAUUUAAUGGCUAGCAAAAUUUGGACUCCAGACACCUUCUUUCACAAUGGGAAAAAGUCAGUAGCUCAUAAUAUGACAAUGCCGAACAAGCUGCUUCGAAUCCAAGAUGAUGGGACUCUGUUGUAUACUAUGAGGCUUACAGUGCAAGCUGAGUGCCCAAUGCACUUGGAGGAUUUUCCAAUGGAUGCUCACUCAUGUCCUCUGAAAUUUGGCAGCUAUGCUUAUACAACCUCAGAAGUCACUUACAUUUGGACUUACAAUGCAUCUGAUUCAGUACAGGUUGCUCCUGAUGGCUCUAGGUUAAAUCAGUAUGACCUGCUUGGCCAAUCAAUUGGAAAGGAAACAAUUAAAUCCAGUACAGGUGAAUAUACUGUAAUGACAGCUCAUUUCCACUUGAAAAGAAAAAUUGGGUAUUUUGUGAUUCAGACCUAUCUGCCUUGCAUCAUGACUGUCAUUCUCUCCCAAGUGUCAUUCUGGCUUAACAGAGAAUCUGUGCCUGCAAGAACUGUGUUUGGAGUCACUACUGUUCUAACAAUGACAACACUAAGCAUCAGUGCUCGGAAUUCUCUCCCCAAAGUGGCUUAUGCCACAGCCAUGGACUGGUUCAUUGCAGUCUGCUAUGCAUUUGUUUUCUCUGCGCUGAUAGAAUUUGCCACUGUUAAUUACUUCACCAAAAGAGGAUGGGCUUGGGAUGGAAAGAGCGUAGUAAAUGACAAGAAAAAAGAGAAAGCUUCAGUCAUGAUACAGAACAACGCUUAUGCGGUGGCUGUUGCCAAUUAUGCCCCAAAUCUUUCCAAAGAUCCUGUUCUUUCCACCAUCUCCAAAAGUGCGACUACACCGGAACCCAACAAGAAGCCAGACAAUAAACCAGCGGAAGCCAAGAAAACCUUCAACAGUGUUAGCAAAAUUGAUAGAAUGUCCAGAAUAGUUUUCCCAGUUUUGUUUGGCACGUUUAAUUUAGUUUACUGGGCUACAUAUUUGAACAGGGAGCCUGUAUUAGGUGUCAGUCCUUGAUUCUGGGCAUGGGUUAUCUUUGGGAUGUAUAGCAACAUUAAACUUGAUUUGUUUUGCUAUGUACAGUCUAACUAAUAACUGCUAAUUUGUGAUUCAAGAUGUACAGUAUGUAUAUAGUGAUCUAGCUUACCAAUAGACCUUUAAUGGAGACAUGCAUUUGCUAACUCACUGAACUAUGGCAGAAACCACCCUAUGCCAAAAGAGCCAUUGCCUUUUGAAAUUUUUUACCCUAGGAUCUAGAACAAAGUGGAUUUUCGAAGACUCAAUUUAUUUCCUAUUCUUUGGAUAGAGCUGAAAAUGAAUAGCUUGUAUCACCCUUUAUGGAGGCGCUUGAUUCUAUUCGUCAAUAUAGUACUUUCCACUGUGGUUUAAUUAUGAUAGAAGAUGAAUGUUGACACUCACAAGAUGAAUUCUUCUAAGUAGCAGAAUCUCUUAUCUGCAACACCAGUUCCUUUCACGAGGGCUCAAAAUCCCUGCUAGUAUAAUUGGAAGCUUGACAUACAUACAAAGCAGAUGAAACCUAGAGAUUUGAAAUCAGCUUUUAAUGACUAUGUAUACUAUCUAUAACCAUGUACAUAUUACAGCAUGACAAGUUCAAAUCGUUGAGUCACCUUCACAGGAUGUUAAUUAUGCUUACAGUUUAAUAACCAUUGGAAUGUCAAGGUCAUCACAUUUUUAGCUUUUGCAUUUAUUUGAAAAUGAUCAUUGAAAUCCUAAAACCUAUUUCAAUCAUUGGAAAUUACCUUGAAAUU